UCAGCGGUCGAGUGUGGACUGGGAAGUAUUGUCGGGAAGCUGUCAUGACAAAAUGGCUUGGACACAGCGUGAGUCCUCUUCAAAAAACAGAACAGACCCUGAUAAGAGUUUUAUCUUAAAGAAGGAAGUAAAAGCUCAAGGCGAAUUUAGUCGCUUCUUUAUCCAGUCCGUGACCAAAAGUGGCCAGCUUAAGGAGACUGGAGGAGAUUCGUGGAGAGUUCACAUCAGACAAGGUCCAGCAUCCUUAACACCGAUCGUGGUCGACCAUAAUGAUGGAACAUACGAGGUUCUGUUUCUUGCACUGGAGCCUGGGAAUUACUCGGUCCAGGCUAUUCUGGAUUUCACGCUUUGCGAUGGCUUUAGAGAUCCACCGGAGGAUUGGUACAUAAAAGGUGACAUUCAAGGCCACAAACAGGAGACUGGUAUCCUGGGAGAUAUUGACCAUGAUUUUAUUGAAGCACCGCUUCAAAGUGGAAAGCCGAUCGAGUUUUAUAUCAAAGAGUGCAAUAAAACAAAAGGUUUCUUCAAGUACAUCCAGCCAUUUCUAAGUCAAUCAAGUAAAGAAAGUUUCUCCCAGUCGUCGUGUGACUUUAACUGCUCCUUGGUGUGGAAUGGCUUUGGGCGAUGGGUCAACAGCAUUUGGAAACAAUACAUGCCUGAAGAGAUGCAAAAGGCACAAUAUGCGGAAAAACGUGUGAAGAGAAAAUUAGAUGAUCUAAUGUUUUAUGGGGAUUCCACAAACGUGCAUUUCCAUUCUCUUGCAAAGAAAAGUCAGCUUUGUAAAAAAAUGUUUCAUACCUGUGGGAAGAAGUACAUGUGGAAUUAUGAUGUCUCCUGGAAAGGAAGCGAUGAUAAAGAUUUCAACCAGACUAUUGUCCAUGAGGAGAUCCAAAAAGUCUUGGACAGCCAUGACAUGAGAGGGAAUCAAAGCGUUUUCUUUUUUAACGUCGGUAUACAUUACUCACUACCGCUGAACUUUACAGCUUACCAAAUGCUGAUUGAUAGCAUUAUCAAGAUACUAAGGAGGGACACUGAUACUGAGAAUGAAGGUGCGUUGAAAAGCCGGGCACUUUUCAUUUGGCGAAGCAACGCAGCUGUAGAGGCGAAGGGUUUUGAAGACUUUUUCUCGCAAGUGAACUAUACCGAAUGGAGAUUCUAUACCAAUCAGAGGAAUCAGCUGUUCCAUACUUAUGCUACAGAUGCUAUGUGUAAGGCUGGAAUCCCUGUUAUCCCUAUAUUUACCCGAUGA
Molecule: messenger RNA, 1249 nt
Organism: Pocillopora verrucosa
Lineage: Eukaryota; Metazoa; Cnidaria; Anthozoa; Scleractinia; Pocilloporidae
Source: RefSeq, a predicted model, not a curated record